Messenger RNA from Racocetra persica, 765 nucleotides. The record is from the annotation of a GenBank genome assembly. Lineage: Eukaryota; Fungi; Glomeromycota; Glomeromycetes; Diversisporales; Gigasporaceae.
AUGGUAAGCCGAGAAUUGACUAGAAGCUUCCAACAUGCUGCACCAGAAGUUAUAGCCAAUACUUUUUAUGAAUCUGAUCCAAUCGACUAUAAUGAAAACAAGGAAAUUGAUUUAAUUAUCCCAAAGACGUAUACAAAUCUCAAUGAAUCAAGUGAUGAACUUUUUGAAAAUGAAAUUGUGAAAUCAAUAAAGUUCAUACCAUGGAAUGAACUAAACAAUAUUUCAAAACUCGAUGAGGGUUAUUUUGGACUAGUAAGAAAAGCUUAUUGGACAAAGACGCACAGUGAUGUCGUUUGUAAGGAAUUAGUAAAUCUUGAAGAUAUAAACGGUGGAUACUACGAUGCAUUUAUUCAUGAAUUAACCAUGCAUACUAGGUCAGAUCUUUGCGAAAAUAUCGUUCGAUUUCUGGGAGUCAGUAAAGAUGCUAUCAAUGACCAAUAUUUCCUUAUCAUGGAAUAUGCCAAUGAUGGGAAUUUACGGAGCUUUCUUAAAAAAAAUAACCAUUUAUUGAAUUGGUAUCAAAGAUUAGAGUUGGCCCAUCAAAUUACAAAAGGAUUAUGCUAUUUGCAUAGUGAAGAAAUUAUUCACAGAGAUUUGUUAUUAGAAGGAAUGACUAAAACCUUGCCAAAUAUUGACCCCAUAACUAUUAAUCAUGAAGAUAAUGAUAAUCCAGCAACUGAACAAACACAGUCAACGGAACCUUUCUAUGGUAUAUUGUUCAAAAAGACUUCAAACCUAUUUGUAAACGACGAAAGUGAAACGUAA